Gastrolobium bilobum is the source of this 3331-nucleotide messenger RNA. Its product is annotated as SCY1-like protein 2 A. Gene Ontology annotation, molecular function: protein kinase activity; ATP binding. Bases 213 to 2999 code for a protein of 928 amino acids. The record is from RefSeq and is a predicted model, not a curated record. NCBI's taxonomy places the organism in Eukaryota, Viridiplantae, Streptophyta, Magnoliopsida, Fabales, Fabaceae. The transcript is spliced from 14 exons. Gene Ontology annotation, biological process: protein phosphorylation.
CGUACGUCCAAUUUCCUUCCAUGGCUGUUUAACGAAGACGACUUAGAAACACGGAAAAAUUAGAAAGAGAAAGAGGAAGGAAGGAAGGAAGAAAGAGAAAGAGAAGUGGAACUUGGUCGUCGUCAGGGGCACACGUCUGAAUCUCAAAUCCAUCUUCAAACCCUCUCAAAUUCGUCUCGUUAUUCACAUUCUGUUAUUGCGAGGGAACAACAAUGUCGCUCAACAUGAAAACCCUAACCCAAGCAUUUGCGAAGACCGCCGCGGUGAUUGAGAAGACUGUCCAGACGACGGUGCAGGAGGUGACAGGCCCGAAGCCACUUCACGACUACGAGAUCCUCGAUCAGAUCGGGUCAGCAGGGCCCGGCCUCGCCUGGAGGCUGUACUCGGGCCGGGCCCGUGAUCCGUCGCGGCAGCACCAGUAUCCUGUUGUGUGUGUGUGGGUAUUGGACAAGCGGGCCCUCUCGGAGGCGCGAAUGCGUGCCGGGCUCACCAAAGCCGCGGAGGAUUCGUUUUUGGAUUUGAUUCGAACGGAUGCGAGUAAGCUCGUGCGGCUGAGACACCCUGGCGUGGUUCAUGUGGUGCAGGCGUUGGAUGAGAGCAAGAAUGCAAUGGCUAUGGUUACCGAACCCUUGUUUGCUUCCGUUGCUAAUACUCUUGGCAAUCUUGAUAAUGUUCCUAAUGUUCCUAAAGACCUUAGGGGAAUGGAAAUGGGACUGUUGGAGGUGAAGCAUGGUUUACUUCAGAUGGCAGAAUCGCUGGACUUUCUUCACAACCAUGCUCAUCUUAUUCAUCGAGCUAUAUCACCUGAGAAUAUUCUUAUCACUUUGAGUGGAGCCUGGAAACUUGCUGGAUUUGGUUUUGCUAUUUCUGCUUCUCAGAUCUCUGGUGACUCAUCUAACGUUCAAGCUUUCCAUUAUGCUGAAUAUGAUGUUGAGGACUCUGUUUUGCCGCUUCAGCCAUCACUUAAUUACACUGCUCCUGAGCUGGUGAGGAGCUCUAUGUCUUCAGCUGGGUGCUCUUCUGAUAUUUUCAGUUUUGGAUGCCUUGCCCACCAUUUAAUUGCUCGCAAGCCUUUGUUUGACUGCCACAACAAUUUGAAGAUGUACACAAAUACCUUGACUUACUUAUCCAGUGAUGCUUUCUCAUCGAUCCCAUCGGAACUGGUUCCUGACUUGCAAAGGAUGCUCUCUCCAAAUGAGUCUUCCAGGCCAACAGCGAUGGAUUUUACAGGCUCACCAUUUUUUCGGAAUGACACUAGGUUGCGUGCUUUGCGCUUUCUUGAUCACAUGCUUGAAAGAGAUAACAUGCAGAAGUCAGACUUCUUAAAAGCAUUGUCAGAUAUGUGGAAAGAUUUUGAUUCCCGUGUAUUACGAUACAAGGUCCUUCCCCCACUUUGUGCAGAACUUAGAAAUGUGGUGAUACAACCAAUUAUUCUACCAAUGGUUCUAACCAUUGCGGAGUCUCAGGACAAGAAUGAUUUUGAGCAAUCAACACUGCCAGCCCUUGUCCCUGUCUUGAGUACUGCUGCUGGUGAGACACUGUUACUACUUGUGAAGCACGCUGAGCUUAUAAUAAACAAGACUAGUCAACAGCAUUUAGUUUCACAUGUUCUUCCAAUGAUUGUUCGGGCCUAUGAUGAUAAUGAUUCUCGUUUGCAAGAAGAGGUCCUUAAAAAAUCUGUUUCCCUUGCGAAGCAACUUGAUGCCCAGCUGGUGAAACAAGUGAUUUUACCCCGUGUUCAUGGAUUAGCACUUAAAACAACAAUUGCUGCGGUUAGAGUGAAUGCUUUGUUGUGCCUAGGAGAAAUGGUUAGCCGACUUGAUAAACAUGCUGUCCUGGACAUCUUGCAAACUAUUCAGCGCUGUACUGCUGUUGACCGUUCUCCUCCAACACUUAUGUGUACCCUUGGGGUUGCAAAUUCUAUUUUUAAGCAGUAUGGAGUAGAAUUUGUUGCUGAGCAUGUUCUUCCAUUGCUUAUGCCCCUCCUGACUGCUCAACAACUGAACGUUCAGCAGUUUGCCAAAUAUAUGCUCUUUGUCAAGGAUAUGCUCCGGAAGAUAGAAGAGAAGCGUGGUGUGGCUGUGACUGAUUCUGGAAUCCCAGAGGUAAAACUAUCUCCUGCGGUUAAUGGUCUUCGAACUGAAGCCCUGAGGACAAGCAGCAACAUGGUUUCUACUUCAAACAAAAGCAGCUCCACUUGGGAUGAAGAUUGGGUUCCCCAAACAAAGGGAACUGCCUCUUCUGUCCAGAAUUCUAUUGAUACAUCCAGUCAAUCUGUGGCAGGCAAUCCUGUGGGGCAAGUAACAUCUUUACAAAAGCAUUUACCUUUAUCUGCUGCAUCUAAUCAGCAGACAACCAUGUCAUGUCCCUCAGUAGAUGUAGAGUGGCCACCUCGAGCACCUUUUGGUGUUACCCCACAAUUUGGUGAUACUGAAAGGCCUACAAUAGCAGCAGAAACGUCAUCCACAUCCAAUCUUGAAGAUGAUGAUCCUUUUGCUGAUUGGCCUCCACGUCCUAGUGGCUCAUUAUCUAGUGGAUCUGGAAUUUCCAACAAUGGUACUUUAGGAAUGCCCUUAAACAAAGUUGGGUUUAAUUCAAUGGCAAGCACUUCAAGCAAUAUGGGUCUCCAAACAAGCAACAAUUGGUCUGUUAGUUCCCAAAGUUCUGCAGAGUCCGUCAGUUUGAACUUCAGGAAUGCUAGUUCAACCAUCGGUAGUCUGAAUAGUGGCCUUGAACCUCAGAAUUCUCUUGGGUUCCUAAAACAAAAUAAUGAGUUUCCAGCAUCGAACGUUUCGUAUAAUAAUAACAUCAAGUCCACAGAUCUUGGAUCAAUAUUUUCUUCCAACAAGAAUGAACAGAUUGCACCAAAACUCGCACCGCCCCCUUCAACCACAGUAGGUAGAGGACGAGGAAGAGGGAGGGGAGCUGCUUCAACCACUCGGUCCUCUCAUCCCAAGUCACGUGCUGAGCAGCCACCUCUUUUGGAUUUGUUGGGGUAGCUUGCUUCUAUUAUUGUUCUUGUAUCAGAGUGAUGGAUUACUGCUGAGGUUGUAUAUUUUUCCAACAUCCUAUGUUGGAUGCUUGGAGACAUUUGUUGUGAAGGGAGAGCUUGCAGAAAAUCUUGCCAUGCAACAUCUGUUGCAACGGACGGCUACACUAUGUAAAGGUUUUGUUGUAUGUUGCUUAGUCUUUGUUGUAUGUUGCUUAGUCUAUAGUGAUCUUGCAAAAAUUUGGAUUUAAUAUUUUUUAUUUUUUUGUUCUUGCUAUAUAUCAUACUUCAUUCUUAGGGCAUCAGGCAAAGUGUAUUCAGAAAAGUCCUGGUUACUGUGAC